Messenger RNA from Rotaria socialis, 3447 nucleotides. The record is from the annotation of a GenBank genome assembly. Lineage: Eukaryota; Metazoa; Rotifera; Eurotatoria; Philodinida; Philodinidae.
AUGAGCGGUGGUGAUAAUCAAAAUGAAGUGAGCAAAUUACAACAACAUCUUGUUUUACUUCGUGAAGAAUAUGUUAAACUUCAACAAAGAUAUAAAACACUAGAACGAAACUAUAAUGUUCUUAAUUCAACAACAAAAAUAGAUCAAAAUUCGUUUGUAUAUCGUUUACUCAGAACUGUUGCCGAAUUAUUUAAUCGUGAACUUUAUAGUGAUAUAGCAAUUAAACUUGAUGGAGAAACUUUACGUGGCCAUCGAUUUAUUUUAGCAGCACGUAGUGUUAAAUGGGAUCCACAACAAUUAGGUGAUGCAACUGAACUUGAUUUAUCUGAUGUACCAUAUGAUGUUGGAUUUCAAUUGAUAAAAUGGGUUUAUGCCGAUGAAAUAGCUGAGAAACAAAAUGAAGAUUUUCUAUUGCAUUUAAUGAAAACAGCUAAACGCUUUGAAUUAAGAGAAUUAAUUGAUCAAUGUGAAGCUGCAUUAAUAUCAGCAAUAACAGUUCGAAAUUGUUUAAAAUUCUAUAAAGUAGCAGAAGAAAUUGGUGCACAAGUUUUACAUACACACUGCAGUCAAUUAAUUACUACACAUUGGAAUGAUUUUACAAGUGAAGAUUUUCAACAAUUACCUGCACCAAUGACAUAUAAAUUAUUUAAACAAAAAACUAAAUAUCCACUUCAUCAAGCAGUACGCAUGAAACGUGAAGAUGUGCUUUUUCUUUAUUUGAUUGAUAAUGAUGCAGAGUUAGCCCAACGUGUUAAUGAACUUGAUGAUCAUGGUGAAUUAGCACUUGAAUUAGCAUUAACAACAAAACAAGAUAGUAUGGCGGAAAAUCUUGUCCGUCAUCAAGCAGAUAUUAAUCAUAUUGAUGCUGAAAAUCGAACAUUACUCCAUUUAGCUAUUAAACGAGGUGAUGAACAUUCUGCAACAUUUCUUAUUAAACACGAUUGUUUACUGAAUCAUCAAACAAAUGUUGCACGUGAAACACCAUUACAUUUAUUAAGUGGUCUUAAUCCUACUGAAUUACAAUCUGGUAUUAUGGCUGGAAUGUGUCGGGUAGCAGAACUUAUGCUUGGACAUAAUGCUGAUACAAAAAAACAAGAUGCAAGAGGCAAUAAUUGCCUUCAUAGAGCAAUACUAGCUAAUAAUAUGCAUGUCUUUCGUGAAUUAUUAAAAGCACCGAAAUUAGCAUUGGAUGAUAGAAAUAAAGAUGAUCAUGUACCUUUGUGGCUAGCACUUCAACAAGCUGAACAAUUACAUAUUAGCUUUGAUCAAGAAACAUUUGCAAGUUUACUUGUUGGUCGUGGUGCUAGCGUAGAUGCUAUCGAUCCAAAUUCAAAUGAAUCCAUUUUACAUAAAUGUGCUCGUCAUCAUUAUCAACAAGCUGGACUUUAUUUAAUAAAAAAAGGUACAAUAAUAAAUCAUGUUAAUAAACAAGGUGAAACAGCUUUACAUCUAACAUCUCAAUUUUGUUUGGAACAAUUUACAAGAGCAUUACUUGAAAAUAGUGCUAAUCCAAAUAUUCAAACUUAUCCAGCGGCAUCGUUUAGUGAUGCAACAAACUCCAUUGUUGGUCUUCAAACGCCAAUUCAUCGCGCUGUUUAUGCAUCACAAGAACGUAUACUUGAGAUUUAUAUUCAAUUUCGUGAUAGAAUUACGGAUGAACUUUUAAAGCCAAAUUUCAAUAUUCAAGAUGAACAUGGUCAAAGUAUUUUUUCAUUAACGCUUUGGAUGAAUAUGUUACCAAUAGCCAAACAACUUUUACAGAUUCGUCAUGCAAAAUUAGAAAUAAAAGAUUGUGAACAAACACCAUUAUUAGCACAAGCUAUUAGUAAACAAAAUGUUCAAGCAUCAUUAUUUUUACUUGAACAAGGUGCUGAUGUUAAUGAAAAAACGCAUGGUUUAUCACCGAUACAACUUGCUGUGAAACAUCAUCUACCGUCUGUAGUUGAAGCACUUUGCCGUAAUGGAGCAAAUAUGAACGUUGUUGAUGAAAACGAUAAUAGUGUUUUAUGGAAUGCAUUAGAUUCGGGCCAAGAAGACAUAGCUUCAAUACUUGUCAAAUUUGGUUGUGACAGUACACAAUGGUCAAAUGGACCUGAUAAUUGUCGGCAAACUCUCUUACACAGGGCAAUCGAUGAAAAUAAUGAAAGUGUCGCUUGUUUUCUAAUCCGAAGUGGUUGUGAUAUUAAUUCUUCUCGUCAGUCUGGUGUAAACGGUGAAGCACCUGAUAUAUGCAAAACUCUUGAAAGUCCUUUACAUCUUGCGGCUCAAUGGGGUCUGGAACGAGUUGUCUCGGCAUUAAUUGAAUAUCAUGCUGAUAUAAAUAAAAAAGAUGCUGAAGCUAAUACUCCAUUACAUGUUGCAAUCAUAAAUCAACAUACAGCUAUAAUAAAUCUAUUACUUAAUGCACCAAGUUUAGAUCUAACCAUACGUAAUAAACAAAAUCAAACGCCAUUCGCUUGUUCGAUGGUAGCGAAAAAUAACGAAGCUGCAAAUCUUAUUUUAAAACGGGAACCACGAGCAGCUGAACAACUGGAUAAUAAAGGUAGAAAUUUUCUUCACGUCGCCGUACAAAAUGGUGAUAUCGAAAGUGUUCUAUUUUUACUAACUGUUCAUGUUAAUGUUAAUAAUUGUGUACAAGAUGCUAGUAAAUUUACGCCACUUCAUUUAUCUGUACAAAUAGGAAGUGAAAUUAUUCUUCGAAAUUUAAUACUUGCAGGUGGAAAGAUUAAUGACGUUACAGCUAAUAGUCGAUCAGCUCUACAUAUUGCAGCAGAAAAUAAUCGCGCUGCUAUUUGUAAUAUUCUUCUUGAAAAUCAUAUUCAGGCUAAUUUAGUUGAUGCUAAUCAAAAUACUGCACUCCAUCUGGCUGUUCAACAUGCUCAUGCCGAUGUUGUACGUUGUCUAUUAGCAGAAUCUGAUAUUGAUGAGUUGGCAACAAAUGCUAAAGGAAUGAACUGUCUUCAUGUUUUAGCAGCUAAUAGUAGAGAAAAUGCUCAAUUUAUAUUUGAACAAAUUCUAAAACGUUAUCCAACAUUUCCUCUUGAUAUUCAAGAUGCACAAGGAAAUACAGCUCUCUUAUUGGCUUAUAAAAAUGGUCAUGGCCAAUUAUGCCGUGCUCUUGUAACAGCUGGUGCUAAUUUAAGUAUUUGUAAUAACGACUCACUAUCAAUAUUUACUAGUCCGGCACCAAGCAAAGCUUUACUUGUUAAUAUUCUUGAUAUUAUUACUCGUGAACCACCAUGGGGUGAAGGUGAGACUUGUUUAGAAUGUGGAACAAAAUUUACAAUAACAAAUCGAAGACAUCAUUGUCGACAUUGUGGUCGAGUUUUAUGCAAACGAUGUUCUGUUAAUGAAUUACCUAUUAUGAAAUUUAAUUUGCAAAAACCAGUAAGAGUUUGUCAAUUGUGCAAUGAUGUUUUAACACACGGUGUAGCGGCAGCUCGUUGA